Penicillium concentricum is the source of this 648-nucleotide messenger RNA. RefSeq lists its product as uncharacterized. Gene Ontology annotation, molecular function: ATP binding; protein kinase activity. Gene Ontology annotation, biological process: protein phosphorylation. NCBI's taxonomy places the organism in Eukaryota, Fungi, Ascomycota, Eurotiomycetes, Eurotiales, Aspergillaceae. The coding region runs from base 1 to 648 and encodes 215 amino acids. The transcript has 2 exons. The record is from RefSeq and is a predicted model, not a curated record.
AUGCCAACCGACUGCCAUGGACCCCAGACCCUCCAGAGUCAUCUCUGCGGAACAAAUCGUUCUCUCAGCGACAAGGUUAUCUUUGCAAAACAGCUUGCUACCUCAGUGAGCUAUCUCCAUGUCCUCAAUUAUGUUCACAAGGGUAUCCGGCCCGAAACUGCCCUGAUAUUACAAGCCGACGACUCGCGGAAUCUACACCUGUUCCUCGUAUGGUUCAAAACAUUCCGCACAGCAGAAGGCAAAACCAUGCGACUGGGGAAUUCCGACUGGGCAGAGAAUAUAUAUCAACACCCCGAGCGACAAGGAAACAACCCCAUUGCAGAUUACACCAUGCAACAUGAUAUCUACAGUCUUGUUGUCUGUCUCUUGGAUAUUGGACUGUGGGAACCAUUCAUCACCGGUGAAGGCCACAUCAAUAUUCCCACCGUUUACACGAAAAUUGACAUAUCGACUUUUGCAAGAAAUGGGGCUAUUUUACUGAAUUGGCCCAAACCGACUUGCCUUCCCAAUAUGGCUGACAAAUAUGCUCAAGAUCUCGUUAACUGCCUGACCUGUAUGGACGAUGCCAAUGAGGACAUGGAGGAUUUGAGCCAAUUUGAGGACGAGGAUGGAAUUUUUAUUGGCGUCAAGUUUAUUAAGAAGGUAUGA